Molecule: messenger RNA, 1014 nt
Organism: Rosa rugosa (rugosa rose)
Lineage: Eukaryota; Viridiplantae; Streptophyta; Magnoliopsida; Rosales; Rosaceae
Product: probable LRR receptor-like serine/threonine-protein kinase At3g47570
Exons: 2
Coding region: 1-1014 (337 amino acids)
Molecular function (GO): protein binding
Source: RefSeq, a predicted model, not a curated record
AUGGAGUCUUCGGUUCUGAAAUUGAUCUUAAUCUUAAGUGCAAUAUCUGUUUGUUACUGUAGCUCAUCCAUGCAACCUUCAACCGCGAGGCUGGAAGGAAAUGAGAUGGAUAGGGUGGGAUUGCUAGCCAUCAAAGCUAAUAUACAACAUGAUCCGAACCAGGUCACGAGCACCUGGAACGACUCCAUUCACUUUUGUUAUUGGCAUGGUGUCACCUGCAGUCCAAGGCAUCAGCAGAGGGUCACAAAGCUGGACCUCAGCUCUCAAAGCUUGGCCGGCUCCAUUUCCCCACAUGUAGGAAAUCUAAGCUUCCUCAGUGUUCUUCGCCUCUAUAACAAUAGCUUCUCUCGUGAAAUUCCUCUAGAAAUGGGGAAUUUGCGUAGGUUGCAGGAGAGAUCCCUCCUUCCUUGGGGAACCUUACGUCUCUCCAGGCAUUUGCUCUUUCUUAAUUACAAUAACUUGGUGGGAAGCAUCCCCACGUCUCUAGACGCAUUGAACAAAUUAACAUUUUUCUCAGUUGCCUUGAAUAAUUUGUCUGGUACCAUUCCUCCCUCCAUCUUCAACAUGUCUACUCUUCUAACUUUUUUCUCCAUAGGACAAAACCAAAUUCAAGGGAGUCUUCCCACAAAUUUGGGGAAAUCUUUUCCUCGCCUCCAAUUCUUUCGCAUUACCCUGAUUCUAUUUACCGGAUAUAUUCCUCAUUCAAUAUCCAAUGCCAAAGAUCUUUGGACAUUCCAAGUCCAAGGUAACAGACUAACCGGACAGGUGCCGGACUUGCAAAAACUUCAUAACCUCGGGAGGUUCAAUAUUGAAGCCAAUCAACUUGGAAUGAGUAAAUAUGGUGACUUGAGUUUUCUCUCCGGCUUAAGCAAUGCCACAAUGUUAGAAUCAUUGAUUUUAAGUGAUAACAAUUUUGGAGGGACGUUGCCCACAUCGAUAUCCAAUCUCACAACCAAGCUUAAGGAGCUUCAGAUUGAAGGAAACCAACUACGUACAUGGAAGCAUCCCAGCUGA